AUGGGAAAAUUCACAGGAAAAAGGGCCUUAGUGACCGGGGCUGGAGCAGGCAUCGGCCGAGCGCUUGCCAUCAAGUUAGUGGAAAUGGGAGCAGAAGUUUUUGCUUUGAGCAAGACGGCUGCCAAUCUGGAGAGCUUGAAAGCAGAAUGCCCUGCUUUGACAACCGUUUGUGUGGAUUUAUCUGACUGGACUGCUACACGAGAAACUGUAAAGAAACUAACACCAAUCCACCUACUUAUCAAUAAUGCUGCGGCUGCUGUGCUGGACCCUUUCCUCACGGCAACUCCGGAAAGCUUCGACAAACUGUUUAACAUCAACGUGAAGGCCAUGAUGAACGUGUCGCAAGUAGUGGCGGGAGAUUUGAUCGUGCGCGAACAGCGUGGGUCGAUUGUCAAUGUCUCCUCUCAAGCCGGGCAACGCGCCCUUCGGGACCACACCGUUUAUUGCUCUACCAAGGGAGCUGUAGACAUGAUGACGAAGGUAAUGGCUCUAGAAUUAGCCCCGAAAGGAGUGCGUGUCAACGCGGUGUCGCCAACGGUAGUCAUGACGGAUAUGGGACGCAUAGGAUGGUCAGAUCCCGCGAAGGCUGGUCCCAUGUUGGCCAGGAUUCCUCAGGGAAGAUUUGCAGAAGUGGACGACGUGGUGAAUGCCAUCAUAUAUCUUCUGUCCGACGAAAGUGAUAUGGUGAAUGGACAUCUGCUGCCCGUAGAUGGAGGGUUUUUAGCAGCUUAAUUUAUGUAAAUGUCACGAUAGAUUUGUUAUUUACGGAAAUCACUGCCGCAUAGCUUCCGUUGUUUUUAUCCAUUUCGAAAAUAAACAUACUUGGAUUAUGUAUUAGCCCAUAUUAGUGGUUAACUAAAAAACCGCGAGUCUAAUUAGAAAGAAUUUAAAUAUAUGUUAUGUUACUUUAGUAAAUAUUGACUUACA
This is a messenger RNA of Macrobrachium nipponense, 927 nucleotides long. Its product is annotated as D-erythrulose reductase-like. The transcript has a single exon. The record is from RefSeq and is a predicted model, not a curated record. Gene Ontology annotation, molecular function: carbonyl reductase (NADPH) activity; L-xylulose reductase (NADPH) activity. Bases 1 to 732 code for a protein of 243 amino acids. Lineage: Eukaryota; Metazoa; Arthropoda; Malacostraca; Decapoda; Palaemonidae. Gene Ontology annotation, biological process: xylulose metabolic process; glucose metabolic process.